CACACACACAACAAAAAAAAAAAUCAAAAAAACAACCAAUCAAAAGAGAGAAAAAUAUUAGUUUUUUUUUGUUUCUUGAUCUAUUUCAAGUUUUCAACAUUGAUACUAAAAUUCAUUGUUAUCAAUUUUUUCAAUCGGUUUAUUUUGCGAUUUUUUGUACCGAUAGUUUCAAUUUUGGUGCUUAUCCAUUUGAUUCUUUAACGAGAUCUACCAUUUUUGUUUUGUCUACUUUUUCUACUGCAUUUAUCGGCGGGUCGCCGACAGAGUUUUCUUGAUUCCCCGGUUAUUUCUUUUUAUCUUUGUUAUUGAUUCUUUCGGUUAAUAGACAAGUGAUAAUAGCUGGAAAGUUUGGCAGCAGUGCGUCUGGUGUUUUGCUGUUCCUUUCUUUUCUUCACGCGUGGCGUUCCUCUUAAUGCUUAAAGCUCUGUUUUUCUAACUGGUUUUGGAUUUGGGAAAAAGAUAAAUGGAUAUGUACUGUGAAGUCAAUGGUUUGAUCUAAUUUCUGAAAAAUUCAACGUCAGCAAAUAUUUUUAAAAUUUAAUUUCUUCGUAAUAAUCCUCUGUUUUACCAUUACCAAAAAAAAAUUAAAAAAAUGAUGCGAAUGAAGACCAAAACCACCGCUAUGCCACCGAUGAUGAACGAUAAUUCGGCCGGCGGUAGAGACCGUGCUGCUGCCGACAACGAAUGGGAAGUCCGACCCGGUGGAAUGUUGGUUCAGAAGCGUAACCCGGAUGCGGAAAACCGUCCUCCUCCACCUCCGAUUCGGGUCCGGGUUAAGUAUGGGUCAAUUUACCAUGAAAUCAAUAUCAGUCCUCAAGCAACUUUUGGUGAAUUGAAGAAGAUGUUAACGGGGCCGACAGGGCUGCACCACCAAGAUCAGAAGUUAUUAUACAAAGACAAAGAAAGAGACAACAAUGCUUUCCUUGAUAUUUCCGGUGUUAAAGAUAAGUCGAAGAUUGUUGUAGUUGAAGAUCCACUUUGCCAAGAGAAACGGUACCUUGAGUUGAGAAAGAAUGCUAAGAUGGAGAAGGCUGCUAAAACUAUAGCAGACAUCAGUUUUGAAGUUGAUAGGCUUGCUGGACAGGUGUCUGCGUUCGAAUCGAUAAUUUCAAAAGGUGCGAAAGUUGUAGAGAAGGAUUUGGUUAAAGUGAUUGAGUUAUUGAUGAAUCAAUUGCUUAAAUUGGAUGGAAUUGUAGCUGAAGGUGAUGUUAAAUUGCAGAGGAAAAUGCAGGUGAAAAGAGUACAAAAAUACGUUGAAACACUAGAUGUGUUGAAGAUGAAAAAUUCAGCACCAUCAAGAAGCGGGAACCAUAUUCCGAAACAAGAAUCCUCCCCAUCUCCUCAGCAGCAUCAGCGUAGGUAUUCCAACGAUCAAGCAUCAUCCCCUGUUCAAAACCAGAACGGCAGCAGGCGUUCAUUCGCCAAUUCGCCUACACCAGCGAAACAUCAGGAGCCAUCCAGGCACUCAGCCUCGGGUUCUGUUGUGAUAACUACACAGUGGGAAACAUUUGAUCCCGCACCAGGGCCAUUACUGGAUCAUGACUCAACCACGACGCCAAGUAAUAAUAACAAUCAUGCUUCCUAUGCUCAACCUCGAUUCAAUUGGGAUUUGCUUUGAAAUAGUAAGUCUUGGUAGAAAGAAAAAAAAAGUUUUUAUCUUUGCUUAUUAGUUUUAAGGGACUGUUUGGGUGUGAAAUUUCUUGUUUCCACAAGUUGGUUUGGUUGGUACCUAUUCUCCAAUUCUUUUUUUGUAUGUAGAUUUCCCUGUUUCAUAUGAUCAUAUCAAUAAUUGGGAGUCACUACAUAAGGUUCCAUCAUGCUAUAUCACCAAUUUCCAAAUUGUAAUGUUUUGUCUUGUUGAUAAGCCAUGAUAUAAUAGGAGGCAUUCAUAUGUAGAAUGUUGAUACUUUGAAAUAUGAGUAGCCAAAAAUUAAAAAAAACAUUUGCAUUUUUCUCAA
Molecule: messenger RNA, 1958 nt
Organism: Solanum lycopersicum (tomato)
Lineage: Eukaryota; Viridiplantae; Streptophyta; Magnoliopsida; Solanales; Solanaceae
Product: BAG family molecular chaperone regulator 1
Biological process (GO): protein stabilization
Cellular component (GO): cytoplasm
Molecular function (GO): adenyl-nucleotide exchange factor activity; protein-folding chaperone binding
Source: RefSeq, a predicted model, not a curated record